AUGCCACGCUAUCCAACACCAACCAUCCUACCCAUCGCCAUCGACAACGGCGCACUCUACCUCCAAUCCAUCAUCCAAGAUCCCUCCUCAUCCUCCAACACCGCCUGUCGGGGCCUAGCUAUCAUCGCUCACCCGCUCGGCCGUCUCGGUGGCUCGCUCGACGAUCCUAUCGUCACUCAUCUCGCUUCCUUAUUCCUUACGCAUUUCCAGCUGCGUGUGGUACGAUUCAAUUCGAGAGGAGUAGGCAAAUCCGGCGGCUCACCGAGUUGGACUGGUAGAUCGGAAUGCAGCGAUUUUCAAGAACUGCUGUUGAAAUGUGUGGAUAACUUCUGUCUUGACUUCCCCGACAGUACCGCUGCACAGUUGGUCGUAGCUGGGUACUCGGCAGGAAGCUUAUACGCAACAACGGUAAGGGUGCCGAAGGGGGUGUAUGAGACAAGACAGUUCAGAGGAGGGAAGAAGCCAAGGUAUGUGCUGGUGAGCUUUCCAACGGGUGUUACUUGGGCGUUGAGUUUCUUCACUACAAAAACAUAUAAUGAUGCGCUGAAGGUGCUGUUAGGCAGUCAGACGUUGCCAGGAGGGAAUGCGACGGAAGUUGAGGUGGAAGGUCAGGCAAGAGCUGCGGCAGCUGCAGCAGCAAGAGCGGUCGAGUCAACGCCUGCCAAUGAUGCGGAUGCGCAGCCAGUAGCAGGUCAUGUGCUGGCUGUGUAUGGCGAUGCUGAUCAGUUCACGGGGAUCAAGACGUAUCAUACUUGGACAAAGGAGUGUAGCUCUCUGGCUCCAUCACCGAACGAGGUUGCGGAGAGGGAGAAUGGGUCGACAUUUCAUCACGUGCUGAUUGAGGGAGCAGACCACUUCUACCGCUCAAACGAGGCGGUUGAUGGGCUGGAUAAGGCUGUUGUUGAGUGGUACGAGGCUCUCGCAGACUGA
Molecule: messenger RNA, 930 nt
Organism: Ustilago hordei
Lineage: Eukaryota; Fungi; Basidiomycota; Ustilaginomycetes; Ustilaginales; Ustilaginaceae
Exons: 1
Coding region: 1-930 (309 amino acids)
Source: RefSeq, a predicted model, not a curated record